ACAUGCAUUUUUUCUGUCUUACAGGAAGUUUUAUUACAUCACUCUGCUAAGGGAUCCUGUGUCCCGUUAUCUCAGUGAAUGGAGGCAUGUCCAACGAGGAGCUACCUGGAAAACAUCCUUGCAUAUGUGUGAUGGCCGGACACCAACCCCUGAAGAGCUGCCAUCAUGCUAUGAAGGCACAGACUGGUCAGGCUGCACUCUUCAGGAGUUCAUGGAUUGCCCAUAUAACUUAGCUAACAAUCGCCAAGUGAGGAUGUUGGCUGAUCUGAGCUUGGUAGGCUGCUAUAAUAUGUCCUUCAUACCAGAAAACAAGCGAGCACAGAUACUGCUGGAAAGUGCCAAGAAAAAUCUCAGAGACAUGGCCUUUUUUGGCUUGACAGAAUUUCAGAGAAAAACCCAGUAUUUGUUUGAGAGAACUUUCAAUCUAAAAUUUAUCAGGCCAUUCAUGCAGUAUAAUAGCACAAGAGCAGGUGGAGUGGAGGUGGACACCAAGACCAUACGGAGGAUUGAAGAACUUAAUGACUUGGACAUGCAGCUGUACGACUAUGCAAAAGACCUCUUCCAACAGCGCUAUCAGUACAAGAGGCAGCUGGAGAGGAUGGAGCAGAGAAUAAAGAAUCGGGAAGAAAGGCUUCUUCACCGAUCGAAUGAAGCACUUCCCAGGGAAGAGACCGAAGAACAAGGACGGUUGCCUACCGAGGACUACAUGAGCCAUAUUAUAGAGAAGUGGUAGCAUUGAAAGAAUUUUAUACAAAAAA
This is a messenger RNA of Protobothrops mucrosquamatus (brown spotted pit viper), 758 nucleotides long. It is a transcript of the gene HS6ST1, whose product is annotated as heparan sulfate 6-O-sulfotransferase 1. Lineage: Eukaryota; Metazoa; Chordata; Lepidosauria; Squamata; Viperidae. The coding region runs from base 125 to 733 and encodes 202 amino acids. The transcript has a single exon. Gene Ontology annotation, molecular function: heparan sulfate 6-sulfotransferase activity. The record is from RefSeq and is a predicted model, not a curated record. Gene Ontology annotation, cellular component: membrane.